Lingula anatina is the source of this 2073-nucleotide messenger RNA. RefSeq lists its product as uncharacterized. The record is from RefSeq and is a predicted model, not a curated record. Lineage: Eukaryota; Metazoa; Brachiopoda; Lingulata; Lingulida; Lingulidae. Gene Ontology annotation, molecular function: carbohydrate binding.
AUUCCUCCACACAUGGAACUGAGCUGCCCAGAGCCCAAGACUUUCAUCAGGAUUAUUAGUGCAUUUUAUGGGAGAAGUUACGGAAGCAGCUGUGGUGACAUCUGCUGUCCAAAAGAAUCAGACUGUCAAGUUCAUGUGGAAAAGAGCCGACCAGAAUCCUAUGAGCAGUUGGUUGAGCAGUGCUCAGGUCAGAGUCACUGUGUUGUGUUGGUUGAGCAGGGACCAAUGUGGGGAGUCAAGUGUGCAUUUGGUGGAGGCUAUAGCAACUACAUGCAUGUGGUGUAUGAAUGUGUCAAAGUGUUAAAGACAACUGUGUCCAUGUGCCAUGGUGUGCUGCCAGGCCACAUAACUCUUUUCUGUGACGUCGGCACUCACAUAAGGAUCCACGACGCCAUCUAUGGUCGUGCCCCUGACCUCUCCUGCCCCCACAGGUGUUGCCCCAGGGAUACAGACUGCACUGUCCCCCUGGCUGUCAGAACCCCAGGGGUGUACAGGACCAUGGUUGGGGAUUGUCUCGGGAACAGGGAGUGUAACGUGCCUGUGAACAGGGUCCAGGGCAUGUGUGGAAGCCAAUUUUUGUCCAGCAACUAUGUCAACAUCACCUAUGAAUGUAUACCGGUAAGUAUUACAAACACUAUGUGUGAGGAGGGAGACCGUAUAUUAGAUGAUGGCCACAUUCUCAGUGAAAACUACCCACGGUCUGUGCUAGGCAACGACUUUCGCAAAUGCACAUGUGCAAUUACCGCAGAGCCCAACAAUGGCAUCAGCAUAUCUGCCAUUGAGCUCCACAUGUACGACGAGUUAGGAUGUGAGCACCAGCAGCAACUCGUAGUAAACAGUCGCAGCAGGUCCACCAGUGUUUAUUCUUGUGACAAAAGAAGUAAUGUCAUGAUGUAUGAAGUUGCUGGUGGACAGGUCAACAUUACUUUUCUCAAUACUGUUCAGAAGGAUGCAGGGAGAUUUUGGCUUCAUUAUAAAGCCAGGAAUGGUCCUGUAACAGUGAACUGUACUUCAAGCAUCCCAGUAACAACAACUACAACUUCAGCCACAACACCAACUACAACUACAAUUCCAACUACCACUACUACUACUACUACAACUACCACAACUCCUGCCACCACUACAACUACCCCUCGUACUACAACAGUCAAACUUACUACAACUCCUCCCACUACUACCACUACAACUUCCACCACAACCAGAAGAAGCACCACAAGGCGCACCACUACCACCACUUCAUCCACAACACUUACUACACCUAGCACCACCACCACAUUUAGAACUUUUGAUGCUUCUUCUACACCCUAUCCUGUCUCUCCUUCCCAAAGACCAAACGUGUACAAAUCUGAUGACAUGAUAACACCAAGAACAACUACAGAUGUGCAACCAACAAACACAGUAGAAAUUGGCAUCAUACUAAAUGAGAUAAAUGAAGCGGUUUCCAUCAAUGUAUCAGAACACUCUACAACAACUCAAGCUACAUUCAUUGAAGAUCCUAAUAUUAAUAUGGGUAUUGUAUUGGGUGGUCUGGCAGUCUUGGUGUUGAUUGUGGGGAUCAUAGUGGCAAUUUGCCUUAAAGCAAAAAACCACAGAGAGCAAAGGGAUCGCCACCGCAGUCUCCGUGCCUCAGCUCAGAGAGGCCAGCGCGAUAGUGUCUCCAGUACCUACAGCAACAGCAACAAAGUCAACUACUCCAACCCAAUUCAACACCAUGGCAGUAAUACCAUGCCACUGCCUGGAAAAUCACACCAUCUACAGGAAAAACCUAUGGGAAGAUACAAGUACAACCAGGGAAGGAAUGGAGGGCCCCCUAGCAGAACACAAAGCAGUAAUUCAAUGAACAGGCCAAGAUCUAUUAACAGCAGUCAAAACAUCAGGGGAUAUAAAAACCCUGCCUUUAGAUAGUGAUAAGGAUGUUUCCUGCUUCAUUCAGAACAUUAUGCCUGAAAAAUCAUGAGGACUUGCUUAUCAAUGAGAAAAAAAACAUUUUUGUACUUAGAAGGUUGUACAGUGUGUGUGUUAUGUUUUCUUAAUAUGGUGUUAUGCCUUUUUGACAAAGGUAAAAAAAGUAUU